This is a messenger RNA of Angiostrongylus costaricensis, 369 nucleotides long. The record is from the annotation of a GenBank genome assembly. NCBI's taxonomy places the organism in Eukaryota, Metazoa, Nematoda, Chromadorea, Rhabditida, Metastrongylidae.
AUGUUUUUUUCGUCAGCUAGUGGAGUUUCAGAACAUUUGUUCGAGUUAAAGUUCGCAGCCAAGCAACUGGAGAAGAGCGCACAACGAUGCGAGAAGCAGGAGAAAGUCGAAAAAGAUAAACUCACUGCUGCAAUUAAAAAACGAGUGACAAGUAGUAUGAGUGGAGUUGUCAAAGCUAUGGAGAGUGCUAUGAAGACGAUGAAUCUUGAAAAAGUUCAGCAACUUAUGGAUCGUUUCGAGCGCGAUUUUGAGAAUCUCGAUGUGCAUACUGCAACAAUGGAGCGCACUAUGGAUGGUACAACCGUCCUAAAUGCACCUAAGUCUCAAGUUGAUGCUCUUAUAGCUGAGGCAGCUGACAAAGCGGGGUAA